CUACUGGCUAUAGGUCGGUCACAUGGCACAUGCAUGUCACAUGACGCGCUGCUGUUGCUGGCGCGCAGUGUGGGGUAACGCACACGUUUGCGAGAGAUAACACUCAGUGACACAGCAGCAGCCGAUACUAUGGAGGAUGUUACAGACGACAGCCAGGGCAAUAUGAGUACCUAUAUCCGGCAGUGCAGCAAGGCCGCCAUCUACCUGUGCGGGAAAUGCUGGCGUCCGCUGGGCGACACGCAGGACUUCGUGGAAAAUAACGUUGGCGACUGCCUCAUACUGCUAAAAGCUGUAACAGAUCAAGUUGAGAUUGACCCAAGAAUGCAAGUGUUCACACUUCCCAAUGAAGUUGGCAGCACUAUUCAAAUUCUGCGCUGUAAAUGCUGCUCUUCAACCAUUGGAAGGUUUUACUCAAAAACCGAAAAACACCUGGACUACAAGUGUGGUUUGUUUGGUUUAGAUUGGAGUGCUAUUAAACGUUAUAUUCUUGGCUCUGCUGAUAACCAAUUAAUGCCUGAGGGAGAAGCGCCAAUAACCCUGUAUAAAUAUGACCUUUUGGAAAAAGAAAUGAAAAAGAGUUGCGGAGUCCGGAGGGAGGAGAUGAGGCGAUCUGAAGAGUUGACUGUCAUGGCUCUUAGGAUAUAUUCACAUAAUAUUAAAGAGCAGACUACUUUUACGUCGACUACAGAAGAAAGUUUCAAACCUAGAAGCUGAGGACUCUGAGUACUGAGGUGUCUUCCCGCAAUAAUAUCUAUUCUUGAAAUUUGUAAAAAAAAUAACAAAACCCUUUUCUCCCUCCUGUAGUGAAUAUAAAACCAAAUAAUCAGACGGGGACAAAUAUCUUGAGGCCUGUGGUGGUGGAAUUAUUUCAGGAGUAGAGGAGAGAAUUGAACCACAGUUUCUAUUGGCAAUUGUUUGUUGUGUGUAACUGGUAAAUGCCAUAUGUGAGAUUGGGGCAGAUGUAUUAAGCCUGGAGAAGUGAUAAAGUGACGGUGAUAACGCACCAACCAAUCAACUUCUUACUGCCAUUUUUCAAACCCAACCUGUAACUUGACAGUUAAGAGCUGAUUGGCUGGUGCAGUAUCACCUUCCACUUUAUCACUUCUCCAGGCUUAAUAUAUCUGCCCCAUUGUAACUGGGUAUUAUCUGAUAUCAAUGCUUGCAUUUUGUUUUUUUUAAAUCUAAGUUUAUACAAUUUAAGACAAGUUCUCAGACACAAAUUUUGUAUGUUUUGUAUUGCUUAACAAUUUUAUAAUUCUAUUGCUUCAUUUUUUUAUUAUUAUGGCGGCAGUUAUUUUAUUUAUGGACCACUUUUGUACUAAAUAAAAUGUUUUUCAAAUAA
Messenger RNA from Pseudophryne corroboree (corroboree frog), 1342 nucleotides. RefSeq names its product protein Mis18-alpha-like. Lineage: Eukaryota; Metazoa; Chordata; Amphibia; Anura; Myobatrachidae. Gene Ontology annotation, cellular component: chromatin; nucleus; chromosome, centromeric region. Bases 130 to 714 code for a protein of 194 amino acids. The transcript is spliced from 6 exons. The record is from RefSeq and is a predicted model, not a curated record. Gene Ontology annotation, biological process: chromosome segregation; CENP-A containing chromatin assembly.